This is a messenger RNA of Oryza brachyantha (malo sina), 1865 nucleotides long. RefSeq names its product aspartic proteinase nepenthesin-1-like. The transcript has a single exon. Gene Ontology annotation, cellular component: extracellular region. NCBI's taxonomy places the organism in Eukaryota, Viridiplantae, Streptophyta, Magnoliopsida, Poales, Poaceae. The record is from RefSeq and is a predicted model, not a curated record. Bases 66 to 1400 code for a protein of 444 amino acids.
AUCAAGUAAGCUUGAGCUUCCAGUGAGAAACCCAAACGGUUAACUUAUCAAGUUCUCAACGAAAAAUGGCGCGAACUUUGUUGUUUCUGGUGCUCCUGUGCUCGUGCACUGCCCUAUUAACCUGCACCAAUGGCGGCGACGGCGGCGCGGGCCUCCGCAUGAAGCUCACCCACGUCGACGCCAGGGGGAACUACACCGAUGAGGAGCUCGUGCGGCGGGCCGUCGCCGUCGGCAGGCAGCGGCUGGCCGUCGUGGACGCCAUGGCCAGCGGCGGCGGCGGCGGCGGCGUGGGCGUGCCCGUCCACUGGGCGACGUUGCAGUACGUCGCGGAGUACCUCAUCGGCGACCCGCCGCAGCGCGCGGAGGCGCUCGUCGACACCGGCAGCGACCUCGUCUGGACGCAGUGCUCGACCUGCCUCCGAAGGGUCUGCGCCAAGCAGACCCUGCCGUACUACAACUCGUCGGCGUCGAGCAGCUUCGCGCCGGUGCCGUGCAAGGAGAAGCUGUGCGCGGCCAGCGACCUGUACUUCUGCGCCCUCGAUGGCGGCUGCUCUGUGAUCGCCAGCUACGGCGCCGGCUCCAUCGUCGGAUUCCUCGGCACCGAGGCCUUCUCCUUCCAGUCCGGCACGGCGGAGCUAGCGUUCGGGUGCGUGACAUUUACGAUCAUCUUCCCCGGUGCCCUCCAGGGCUCCUCCGGCCUCAUCGGCCUCGGCCGCGGCCGCCUCUCGCUGGUGUCGCAGACCGGCGCCAAGAAGUUCUCCUACUGCCUCACCCGCUAUUUCCACAACAACGGCGCCUCCGGCCACCUGUUCGUCGGCGCGUCGGCGAGCUUGGGCGGCGGCGACGGCCCCGUGAUGACCACGCCGUUCGUGAAGGGCCCCAAGGGCUCGCCCUUCUACUACCUCCCCCUCGUCGGGCUCACCGUCGGGAAGACGAGGCUGCCGAUCCCGAGCACGGUGUUCGACCUCCGGGAGAUCGCCCCGGGCGUCGUGGUCGGCGGCGUCAUCAUCGACUCCGGCACACCGUUCACGUCGCUCGUCCCCGACGCGUACGACGCGCUGGCCGCCGAGCUGACGGCGCAGCUGAACGGCAGCCUCGUGCCCGUGCCGCCGCCGGGCGACGGCAGCGCCGUCGGCGCGGGCGCGCUGUGCGUGGCGCGACGCGACGUGGACAGGGUGGUGCCGACGCUGGUGUUCCACUUCCGCGGCGGCGCGGACAUGGCGCUGCCGCCGGAGAACUACUGGGCGCCGGCGGACAAGGCGACGGCGUGCAUGGCGAUCUACGCCGGCGGGAGGUACCGGAGCCUGAUCGGCAACUUCCAGCAGCAGAACAUGCACGUGCUCUACGACCUCGCCAAUGGCGAGUUCUCCUUCCAGGCCGCCGAGUGCAGCGCGCUCUGAUCUACAAGCAUCGCUCCUAUCCGACGGGACGAACACCCUGCAAGCAUCACAAAUUUGUGGUAACAACCACAAAUAAACACUACGGUGUGCAUCUCGAGAUCUUCUCGAUUACCCUAAAAGAAUGAUCUCCACGUAUAUUAAGUAUAAGUAAACAAAUAAAUACUCAUGCUACGUUAUUAAUAGAAUUUCAAUAAGACAUGAGAUGUUCAUUCGUCUCUUGAAACGUCGUAUUUUCGGUGCACUCGUCGGUGUAUCCUUAGGCUAUUCUCAAUGACAUAUUUCAUUUCACAGUUUACAAGUGUGAUACGUCAGUAUUUCAGUUUUGUUAGAGCAUCUCCAAUAGUCUCUUUCAUUUCACAAUUUCAUAGACAUAGUAAAAUAUUAAAUUCCUGCAUAAGAGUGUGAUCAAAUGUGUCAUGCAAAUUGCUGGUGAAAAAAAUAUUUGGCCUCAAUGGACUUUCAUUU